Molecule: messenger RNA, 955 nt
Organism: Salvelinus namaycush (lake trout)
Lineage: Eukaryota; Metazoa; Chordata; Actinopteri; Salmoniformes; Salmonidae
Product: mitochondrial pyruvate carrier 1-like
Exons: 5
Coding region: 130-456 (108 amino acids)
Biological process (GO): pyruvate import into mitochondria
Cellular component (GO): mitochondrial inner membrane
Source: RefSeq, a predicted model, not a curated record
UUGUGUCGUAAAAAUAAUGUUUUGGUGAAGCUCUGUGACCACUGGUGUCCUCUACGCUUAACUGCAUUUACCCAGUUUAUACAUUCCCAUAGUUAUAAUUUCUUCUGCGAACCACCACAAUCCGAAGUCAUGGCAGGUACUUUGGCACGUAAAGCUGUUGACCACCUUAAAAGCAAGGAGUUCAGAGACUAUUUGAUGAGCACACACUUCUGGGGACCUGUGGCCAACUGGGGUCUGCCCAUUGCAGCCAUCAGUGACAUGAAGAAAAGCCCCGAGAUUAUCAGUGGCAGAAUGACCUUUGCUUUGACCUGCUACUCCCUCCUGUUUAUGAGGUUUGCAUACAAAGUUCAGCCAAGGAAUUGGCUCCUCUUUGGUUGCCAUCUAACCAAUGAGACCGCCCAGCUCAUUCAAGGUUCACGACUUAUCAAAUACAACAUGGAGAAGAAGUCUUCUUAGUGAUGGACAAAUGCAGAAUAUAUAGUUUCAUUAGGAAAUCGGCAUAGUUUGACCCUAUGGUUUUCGUGUGUAUGACCAUGUUUAUCUCAUUGCAUACCUAUGUAAAACUCUUAACUUAAAAAAUGUUAAUUUAGAUUAAACUGCUGUUGACGAUCACCAUGCCUGUUUCUUCCGGUAUAUAAGGUCAAUGAAUAGAUUUGUUUUGCAUAAUGUUUUUUACGCACAAACUAAUUAAAUGGAAUGGAAUCUAGUGAGGCCCUGUUACAGAUGGUCCAUAACACAAAUAUUUACUGUUUAUGUCCUCAUUUUAAUAAAUGUGUUAGCAAUACCAAUAACACAAUCUUUAUCAGAAUGUACAGGCAAUAAAAGUUGUACUCUGGUGUGUUGCCAUGGAAACAUUAUUCCUGAAUAUAAUGAAUAAACCCUUAUCUAUGUAUCAUGAAUUAAACUUCCUCUUACACUGACCAUAAUUUAUAAUAAACUGUCUGAUAUCCAUGAA